Molecule: messenger RNA, 3069 nt
Organism: Chinchilla lanigera (long-tailed chinchilla)
Lineage: Eukaryota; Metazoa; Chordata; Mammalia; Rodentia; Chinchillidae
Gene: Bmi1
Product: BMI1 proto-oncogene, polycomb ring finger
Biological process (GO): negative regulation of transcription by RNA polymerase II
Cellular component (GO): PRC1 complex
Molecular function (GO): promoter-specific chromatin binding
Source: RefSeq, a predicted model, not a curated record
GAUCUUUUAUCGAGCAGAAAUGCAUCGAACAACCAGAAUCAAGAUCACAGAGCUGAAUCCCCACCUAAUGUGCGUGCUUUGUGGAGGAUACUUCAUUGAUGCUACAACCAUAAUAGAAUGUCUACAUUCCUUCUGUAAAACAUGUAUUGUGCGUUACCUGGAGACCAGCAAGUAUUGUCCUAUCUGUGAUGUCCAAGUUCAUAAAACCAGACCACUACUGAAUAUAAGGUCAGAUAAAACACUUCAAGAUAUUGUAUACAAAUUAGUUCCAGGGCUUUUCAAAAAUGAAAUGAAGAGAAGAAGGGAUUUUUAUGCAGCUCAUCCUUCAGCUGAUGCUGCCAAUGGCUCUAACGAAGAUAGAGGAGAAGUUGCAGAUGAAGAGAAGAGAAUUAUAACUGAUGAUGAGAUAAUAAGCUUAUCCAUUGAAUUCUUUGACCAGAACAGAUUGGAUCGGAAAGUAAACAAAGACAAAGAGAAGACUAAGGAGGAGGUGAAUGAUAAAAGGUAUUUACGAUGCCCAGCAGCAAUGACUGUGAUGCACUUAAGAAAGUUUCUCAGAAGUAAAAUGGACAUACCUAAUACUUUCCAGAUCGAUGUCAUGUAUGAAGAGGAACCUUUAAAGGAUUACUAUACACUAAUGGACAUUGCCUACAUUUAUACCUGGAGAAGGAAUGGUCCACUUCCUUUGAAAUACAGAGUUCGACCUACUUGUAAGAGAAUGAAGAUCAGUCACCAGAGAGAUGGACUGACAAAUGCUGGAGAACUGGAAAGUGACUCUGGGAGUGACAAGGCCAACAGCCCAGCAGGAGGUAUCCCCUCCACCUCUUCUUGUUUGCCCAGCCCCAGUACUCCAGUGCAGUCUCCUCAUCCACAGUUUCCUCACAUUUCCAGUACCAUGAAUGGAACCAGCAACAGCCCCAGCGGUAACCACCAAUCCUCCUUUGCCAAUAGACCUCGAAAAUCAUCAGUAAAUGGGUCGUCAGCAACAUCAUCUGGUUGAUUCCUGAGACUGUUAAGAAAAAAAUUUUAAACUCCUGAUUUAUAUAGAUAUCUUCAUGCCAUUACAGCUUUAUAGAUGCUAAUACAUGUGACUAUUGUCCAGUUUGCUUUCUUUUGUAGUGACAUUAAAUUUGGCUGUAAAAAGGUGGACUAGAUGUGAUACUCAUAUGGACAUUAAUUGAAAAGAAAGAUUGUUCCUAUGAAGAAUUGGGUUCUGGGAAGGCAGGCAAGAUUUUUUUACUGUGUUAGGAAAGAUGUAAAAUGGUUUCUGUAACCUUUGUUUGGAUUUGGAAAUACUCUGCAGUGGAUAGAAGCAUUGGGCCAUAGUUUGUUAAUCUCGACUAAUGCCUACAUUACAUUCUUCUUGAUUGUUCUUGUUAUCAUGCUGUUUUGUGAUCCUGUAGAAAACAAGUGCUUUUUAUCUUGAAAUUCAACAGAUGGAAAGAAUAAACAUAGAAUAUAAUGCAUUCUAUGUAGCCAUGUCACUGUGAAUAACGAUUUCUUGCAUAUUUAGCCAUUUUGAUUCCUGUUUGAUUUUUAUUUCUUUGUUGCUACGCAAAACCGAUCAAAGGAAAGUAAACUUCAGUUUUACAAUCUGUAUGCCUAAAAGCGGGUACUACCGUUUAUUUUACUGACUUGUUUAAAUGAUUCGCUUUUGUAAGAAUCUGAUGGCAUUAUGCUUGUUGUACAAUGCCAUAUUGGUAUAUGACAUAACAGGAAACAGUAUUGUAUGAUAUAUUUAUAAAUACUAUAAAGAAAAUACUGUGUUUCAUGAAUUCAGAAAUGGUUGUUAAAAUUCUCCCAACUGGUUCGACCUUUGCAGAUACCCAUAUAGAUACCUAUAUUGAGGGUGGCUUACCAGCAUAGAAUAUUUUUAAUAUGGAUAAUAUAAUUCGAAAUUCUGCUCCAUUGGAAGCAAUUGGCAAAUAAUCAUCAUACUGACUUUUCUCCAGUAGUACAUGUUUACUUUUAAAAGUAAUUGUUGCAGUAAAGAAACACUUUAUAAGGAAUAUGGAAAUAAUGUCUUAAUUUUUCAUUGGUUAUAAUGGAAUUAAUGUGUUUUUAAAUGCCUAUUUCUCACUGUAAUUCUAAAAUUUUUAAGUGAAACAGCUAAUUGCUGAAAGAAGGCAUUUUCUCUAAAGUUAUUUUAAUAUGUGGUAUAAUAAUUUCAAAUUUAAGAGUUGUUUUAACAGUUAAUAGAACUGGUUCUGUAAUCCUAGCUCUUGGGAGGCUGUGGCAGGAGGAUUGCCAGGAGUUCGAGGCCAGCCUGAAUUCCAUAGCAAGACCCUGUCUCAAAAAACAAAAAACAACAACAACAACAAAAAAAACCAGUUAAUGGAAUAUGCCUUCUUUGUAAUGUCUAGAAAUAGAAGCAAUAUAUCAUGAGCUUCUACAGGAAUUUUUAAAUACAGCAAGUAUGUUAACUUUAAAUACGAAUAACCCCAACAAUUCUCAGUUUGUGUUUUGCUUUGGUCGAACGUGGUGUGUGUUCAUCACCCAUCAGUUAUUUGUGAGGGUGUUUAUUCUAUAUGAAUAUUGUUUCAUGUUUGUAUGGGAAAUUGUAGCUAAACAUUUCAUUGUCCCCAGUCUGCAAAAGAAGCACAAUUCUAUUGCUUUUUCUUGCUUAUAGUCAUUAAAUCAUCACUUUUGCAUAUAUUGCUGUUACUUUCGCUUUCUUUAAAAGAUUGAGUAAAUGUUUUAUGAAACCACAAAAUACAUAUAUUUUUAUUUUGACCUAAAUUUGUACAGUCCCAGUGUAAGUGUUGUUUCUAAUUAUAGAUGUAAUAUGAAAUUUCAUUUGUAAUUGGGAAAAAAUCCAAUAAAAAGGAUAUUCAUUUAGAAAAUAGCUAAGAUCUUUAAUAAAAAUUUGAUAUGAAAAGCACAAUGUGCGGAAGUUUUGGAAACCCCGGUAGUGGAUUACAACAGGUAAAAUCUGAAGAGAAUACAUUGCUGUCUUAAAUAGUGAUGUUACUAAGAAAUACAUGCUUUGUUGUAAAUUGCUUGAGAGCCCAUUGAAAGAUGUAUCUGUUUAUUUACAAUCUUUGAAGUAAAAGUUACCAAUGUUUGCCA